AUGCAAGAAAUUGAUUUGUUAAGGCUACACAAAGAAACUUUAAAGUAUUUAGAAAUUGAAAACAUCUUCAAACGUCUUACUAGUACCUUCUUAGAUAGAAUAUAUCAUCUAAUCAAAGAUAUAUUUGCUGAAGAACACAAAUUUACUAUUCAAGUACAUAACAGAUAUAAGUAGGAAUUACUAAAAUUAGCAAACCAAAAGGAAAUUUCCUUGAAAGAAUUCAAACUAGCAGAACAUUAUAAGUUAAAUUCUUAGAUAUUUAAGACAAAUCUUUAAGCUAUAUUUACUAUAGUAAUAGAUGAUCUCCAAAAUUCAUUUAACAAAUAAAUGUUGAUUGAAGAAAGAACAAUAUUAGAACCACGAUAACUAACUUAAAUUGAUGAAGAAUCAUAAAUUUGUCUUACUGAAAACAUUAACGAAGUCUCUUAAGAUUAUCCAAAAACAACUAGAGAUGAUGUUAAAACUGAAGAAACCCCUAUAGUCAACUAAGAAUUUAAAUAAACUCUCUCUAAAAACCCUUUAACUAAGCUCUUAUCAUUUGAUAAAACAUCCUGUCUAUCUAUUGUUGGUUCUCCUAGGCACUCAAGAGAUAAUAGCUUAAAUAAUAGCACGUUCAAAUCAUCUAAUAAACAAAUUUAAUAACUUGUAUUAAAUAAUAAGAUUUAAAUAAAAGAAAGAUCAUUAAUAAAGAAUAAAAGUUUUGAAUUAGCUCAAAUUGCAGAAAGUCUAUUUGCCCAAACUAAAAGUCCUAAAGCAAAUUAAACAAUGAUUUUAAACAAUCUAAUGUCAAAAAUGGUAAAUCUCAAAGAAAAUACUUUAAAGUGA
Paramecium pentaurelia is the source of this 825-nucleotide messenger RNA. NCBI's taxonomy places the organism in Eukaryota, Ciliophora, Oligohymenophorea, Peniculida, Parameciidae. The record is from the annotation of a GenBank genome assembly.